GUCACCGGCCCCGGAUGGGAUGUUUUACAGGAAAUAUUUCCCACUCAUCCCACAGAUAAAUAUAACGUUCUUUACCCUGACCCUGUGGAUCCUGAGAAACAGUCUCUCCUCUCUCAAUGCAGACGUGUCCACCCUCAGAGACCACAGGUUACUGACCUUUAAAGCCAUCGCCCAGCUCUUCAUUCUGGGCUGCCCAUGGAGCCUUGAUCUCCUCCAAAUCAGCCCAGCAGCCACGGUCAUGGUGUAUUUAUUCACCAUCGUCAACAGCCUGCAGGGAGCCUUCAUCUUCCUGGUGCACUGUCUCCUCAAUCGCCAGGUGAGAGAGGAGUACAGGAGAUGGAUCAAGGGAUUCCGAAUGUUCAGCACGAAAUCUCAGACAUCUGAUCUAUCCAUGUCUGCUGUCCCCACCACCAGCACCAAGACGGUGGAGUUGGCAGCAACCAGGGCCGGGUUCAAUACCUAGGGGUUCCAAUACAAAACCAAACCGGCUGGAGCCCCCUGUGAUGUUGCACUCCAUAUGCUUUAUGGAAAUAUGCUUAUGAAUAUGACAUAACUGGAAUAUACUUUACGCUAAAUAACUCUUGCAUGGUGUCUUUAGAAAGCUUAUCUGCUAAGUGUGUUCAUCCUAUUUGUUUGCAUGUGUUAUUUCUAUAUCUGGACUUAGGACAAUAAGAUAUAAACUUCUAUCACUGAUGGAAAAACAUAGUAAGUGGAGGCCAUUAAGUUGUGAAUAGCCUUAGUUACUUGAAAGCCUCCCUGUGUACAUGUGGGCCAGCCCAUGGGGAAUGGAGACUAGGGGUCUUACAGUGACUUGUGGCCA
Messenger RNA from Chrysemys picta bellii (western painted turtle), 820 nucleotides. The record is from RefSeq and is a predicted model, not a curated record. Lineage: Eukaryota; Metazoa; Chordata; Testudines; Emydidae.